AUUUUGGGCUUUUUAUUUUGAAACCCAUCAACUCCUAUGCCCCGGAAGCUGUCGUUUUUACUGCGGCUGACUUCACGCUGUUUAAUCAAGACGGCAGCUAGUAGCGGUUUCUUUAAUGUUAGUGAGAAAGUUUGUGUUGUGGUCCGUCAGAGCCUCUGUGUGUCCGGAUAAACGUGUCUGAAUGGACUUUGUGCUGUUCACCUUUUCUUUCUGGAUGUUUUACCUCUGACUCAUCUCCCUGUAGACUACAAACACAUUCAAGUUAGCUUAGCGUGCUAGCUGGUUAGCACCGCGGCUCUAGUCAGAGUGACUGUUUGAUGGAGAGCAAACUGAAAAAGUUGGUGUCACUGUGUGAAAAAUGUCUAAAGUCCAAACGGUGAGAGCGCUGGUGGAGCAGCGACUGACUGCGGCUGCUGAAGAGAUAUUUGGGCUGUUUGAAAGAACGAUAGCAGAGUACGAGGAGGAACUUUGUCGUUCAAGAGAGACGAACGAGCGACAACAGAAACUACUGGACGCUGUUUUCAACCCUCAGAUUCACUUACACAGAGCAGACGUCCAGCAGCUGUUGGUGGUAAAGAAGGUUCCCUCUGAGCAGCAGGAGAGGAGCUCCACACUGGACCAGGACCAGGACCAGGAGGAGCCAGAGCCCCCACACAUUAAAGAGGAACAGAAGGAACCUUGGACCAGUCAGGAGGGAGAGCAGUUUCAAGGGGUCACAUUCACUCCUGUCCCUGUGAAAAGUGAAGAAGAUGAAGAGAAACCUCAGUCCUCACAGCAAACACAAACGGAAAAGAUAAAAACAGAAGCUGAUGGAGAGGACUGUGGAGGACCAGAACUAGAUAGGAACUCUGAUCCAGGUCCACAUUUACAACCUGAUACUGACGACGAGCCUGCAGACUCUUCUGAACCUGAGACUGAUGACAGUGGUGAUUGGAAGGAGACCAGAGAACCUCAGUCAGGUUUAAACUGUUUGAAAAAAGAUGACGGUCCUGUCAGGGAUUCCAGAUUUAGUGCUGGUGAGAAACGAUUUAGCUGCUCUGAGUGUGGGAAAGGAUUUGGCUCCAAAAACAACCUGAAGAGUCACAUGGUUUCUCAUACAAAAGAGAAACCUUUCAGCUGCUCAGUGUGUGGUAAAGGUUUCGGUCGACGUGUAAAUCUAAGGGCACACAAAAGAAUUCACACAGGAGUGAAACCUUUCAGCUGCUCAGUUUGUCAGAAAUCUUUUUACCACACAGGAAAUUUAAAGAAUCACAUGAGACUCCACACAGGAGAGAAACCUUUCAACUGCUCAGUUUGUCAGAAAUCUUUUACCCGUAGGGGGGGUUUACAGCUACACAUGAGAGUCCACACAGGAGAGAACCCUUUCAGCUGCCCUUUUUGUCAGAAAUGUUUUAACAACACGGGAGGUUUAAACAAACACAUCAGAGUUCACACAGGAGAGAAACCUUUCAGCUGCUCAGUUUGUCAGAAAACUUUUACACAGAGUGGAAGUUUAAAGUCACACAUGAGAGUCCACACAGGAGAGAAACCUUUCAGCUGCCAUAUUUGUAGCAGAAGAUUUACCUGGCUGUCACAUGUCAAAAGACAUAAAUGUGCUGGCCGCUCAUCCUCAAAGUUUCAUCAAACUGAGGAGAACAAAGAGGCAGAGCCUCCAGCCAGCAGCCCGCAUGAAGAGAUUCAAACAGAAGCUGAUGGAGAGGACUGUGGAAGACUAGAAGCAGCUAGGAACUCAGAUCCAGAUGGACCAGUGUUGGGAUCUUGCCACAUCUAUCCCUGUUAUGUGAGUCCAGAGUCCUAUACUACAAAGCUGGAUUUGAGGGUUAGCAAGAUAUUUGGGCUGUUUGAAAGAACGAUAGCAGAGUACGAGGAGGUACUUUGUCGUUCAAGAGAGAAGAACGAGCGACAACAGAAACUACUGGACGCUGUUUUCAACCCUCAGAUUCACUUACACAGAGCAGAUGUACAGCAGCUGUCGGUGAGUAAAGAAGAGGUUCCCUCUGAGCAGCAGAAGAGGAGCUGCAGUCUGGACCGGGACAAGGAGGAGACAGAGCCCCCACACAUUAAAGAGGAACAGGAGGAACCUUGGAGCAGUCAGGAGGGAGAGCAGCUUCAAGGGCUCACAUUCACUCCUGUCCCUGUGAAGAGUGAAGAAGAUGAAGAGAAACCUCAGUCUUCACAGCUUCAUCAAACACAAACUGAACAGAUGAAAUCAGAAGCUGAUGGAGAGGACUGUGGAGGACCAGAACCAGACAGGAACUCUGAUCCUGACACUGACGACGAGCCUGCAGACUCUUCUGAACCUGAGACUGAUGACAGUGCUGAUUGGAAGGAGACCAGAGACCCUCAGUCAGGUUUGAACUGUUUGAAAAAAGAUGGCGGCCCUAUCAGAGAUUCCAGAUUUAGUACUGGUGAGAAACGAUUUAGCUGCUCUGAGUGUGGGAAAAGAUUUGAAUACAAGUGCUAUCUGAAGAGACACAUGGUUUCUCAUUCAGAAGACAAACCUUUCAGCUGCUCAGUGUGUGGUAAAGGUUUCAGUGGAAGGAGGAACCUAAAGGCACAUAAAAUAAUUCACACAGGGGAGAAACGCUUGAGCUGCUCAGUGUGUGGUAAAUUAUUCAACGGUAGUGGGAAUCUGAAUCAACAUAUGCAAACCCACACAGGAGAGAAACCUUUCAGCUGCUCAGUUUGUCAGAAAUCUUUUGCAAUCAGGGGAAGUUUAAAGCUACACAUGAGAAUGCACACAGGAGAGAAACCUUUCAGCUGCUCAGUGUGUCAGAAAUCUUUUACCCGUAGGGGAAGUUUAAAGCAACACAUGAGAGUCCACUCAGGAGAGAAACCUUUCAGCUGCUCAGUUUGUCAGAAAUGUUUUACCCAUAGAGAUAGUUUAAAGAAACACAUGAGACUCCACACAGGAGAGAGACCUUUCACCUGCUCAGUUUGUGGUAAAGGUUUCAAUGGAAGUUGGCAUCUAAAGUCACACAAAAGAAUUCACACAGGAGAGAAACCUUUCAGUUGCCAUAUUUGUAGCAAAAGAUUUGCCUGGAUGUCACAUCUUAAAAAACAUAAAUGUGCUGGCCCCUCGUCCUCAAAGUUUCAUCAAACGGAGGAGAACAAAGAGGCAGAGCCUCCAGCCAGCAGCCCACAUUAAGAGAUGCAAACAGAAGCUGAUGGAGAGGACUGUGGAAGACCAGAAGCAGCCAGGAACUCAGAUCCAGAUGGACCAGAUACUGAUGAGAAGACUGGAAACUCUCCUGAACCUGAGACUGAUGACAGUUGUGAUUGGAAGUAAACUAGCAAAACUCAGUCUGCUGUAAAUUCUUAGUACAACAACAAUUCCUAGCAGAACUUUUAGGUAAUAUAAGAAAAAUAAACUAAACUAACGAAAAUAAAUAAAGGAAUAAAAUAAUAAAAAUGAAAUUGUAUGAAAAUAUACAAACCUGUUUUUGUUGAAGUACUCCUUUUUCAAUAUUUUUAAAGGACUCAAGAACAUUUUUCAAGUCUUUUUUAAAUGCUAGAAAGCUUGUAGUAUCUAAAUACUUUCUCAAUGCACUGUAAACUCGCCAUUUCCUCUUUAUUUCACAGUGAGAGAAACAGAGUGAAAGAUGAGACAUUUAAUAUUUAAUAAACACCUCCAUGUCAAUGAAAGAGACGGCAAGCUUGAAUCAUGGCAGCUGUAAUCCACAUUUAUUUUCUGUAUUGACUCUGAGAAAAGAAAUAAAACAUAUAUGGUCAGCUCACUAUUCUGUUUAUUUUAAAUGCAGUGCUGUGAUCACUUGUUGAAAUGCUGUUACCUCUGAAAGUUUAUGCUUUAAGGCUCGCCUUCAUAAUAAAAGUCCCUAAGCUUUUUUUUUUUUAAAGAA
Messenger RNA from Centropristis striata (black sea bass), 3860 nucleotides. RefSeq names its product zinc finger protein 569-like. Gene Ontology annotation, molecular function: RNA polymerase II cis-regulatory region sequence-specific DNA binding; DNA-binding transcription factor activity. The record is from RefSeq and is a predicted model, not a curated record. NCBI's taxonomy places the organism in Eukaryota, Metazoa, Chordata, Actinopteri, Perciformes, Serranidae. Bases 359 to 3148 code for a protein of 929 amino acids. The transcript has 5 exons. Gene Ontology annotation, biological process: regulation of transcription by RNA polymerase II.